UCUGUCUUCCUCCUCCCAGCUCUGUCUUGGCCUGCUCAGAAGCUUCCGCCCCGUUAGCCUGAACGCCCGGCCUCCUCCUCAGGCCCGCUUUGCGAGGCAGACCCGCGAGCCUGGAGCGCGGCGGCUCCUUUUCCCCCGGGAGCCGUGGCGGACACAGUGUGACCUUGGGCAAAUCUUGCUUGCCGGGCCUCAGUUUCCCUAUUUGCAGGAAGGAGUUGGGGGUGGGAAGUGAAUUUAAUGAGCUGAAUGUCCCUGUCCCAGCUCUCACAUCCUGAGGCUUUGUGACUUGCUGGGCAGGGUGGGGACACGAAAGGGUCCUUAACAGUCCCCACAUUAUCACUGUACCCAGCAGGUCUUAGCCAUGAACUCCCCUGGAGGAAGGAGGCAGGAAGCUGCAGGACCCAGGGGUAGAAGGGCUCACAGACCCCGGGAACAGUGGGUCACUCAGACUUCAGGGUGGGCAGCAGGGCAGGAGCACUACAGGGACCAGGGGCCACCUCUGGGCUCUUACAGGACCGAGAUGUGCAACUGUCCAAGGCUUUGUCCUACGCUCUGCGUCACGGGGCCCUGAAGCUGGGGCUUCCCAUGAGGGCUGGGAACCCCGAGGCCCAGAGCCCAAUAUCAUGUCUGGAGCAAACUGGGAGAGGACCCUCUGUCCAGGCCAUGCCUGGUGAUACCUGUGAUGGCUUCGUGCCCCUGGAUGCCCUCCUCCAGCUGCCCCAGUUCUGCGGCUUCUCAGCUGAGGAUGUUCGGCGCGUGGUGGACACCAGCCAGAAACAGCGGUUCGCCCUGCAGCCAGGGGACCCCAGCACUGGCCCUCUCAUCCGGGCCAAUCAGGGUCACUCCCUGCAGGUACCUGAGUUGGAGCUGAUGCCCCUGGAGACCCCCCAGGCCCUGCCCCUGACGCUCGUCCAUGGCACAUUCUGGCGGCACUGGCCUUCCAUCCUGCUCGAGGGCCUGUCCUGCCGGGGAAGGACACAUAUCCACCUGGCCCCAGGACUGCCUGGGGACCCCGGUGUCAUCAGUGGCCUUCGGCCAAAUUGCGAAGUGGCCGUGUUCAUCGAUGGGCCCCUGGCCCUGGCAGACGGGGUCCCCUUCUUCCGCUCUGCCAACGGGGUGAUCCUGACUCCGGGGAACGCCGAUGGCUUCCUGCUUCCCAAGUACUUCAAGGAGGCCCUGCAGUUACGCCCUACCCGAAAGUCCCUGUCCUUGGCUGGUGAUGAAGAGACCGAGCGUCAGAGUGGCCCCAAGCACAGCGCCAGAGGAAAAAGGAUGACCCAACAAUAAAAUAUUUAUUAAAAAAAAAAAAAAAAAGGAAUGUAGAAAGAUGACAAAACAGGAAUUCCAGUUGGAAACCAUGAAUCAUCCUGUAGCUACAGCCGGGCUUCUUGAUGUGCUCAGGACUCCAGCUAGGUCGGGGGUGUUGGUCUCGGCCACUCGGACAAGGAGAGGGUGGGCAUCGUACGAGCUCAUAGCCCACCCUCUCUGGCCCCCGGGGGAUGGCAGAGUCUGGUCCAGUUAGGUCCCCGGUCUGCACGAAGCCAGUUGACAGCAGGGGAGCGUGCCCAGCUCAGUGCCUGUCUGGAGAGGGUGUGGGCUUAGGAGUGGCCAGAGCAGGUAGUGAGCAAAGUGGGGACAAUAAGACAGGCCUCAGAAGGCCUCGUGGCCUCCUGUGAGCUGCAGGAAGAGGUCCUCGUCCAG
This is a messenger RNA of Felis catus (domestic cat), 1701 nucleotides long. RefSeq names its product tRNA phosphotransferase 1 (gene TRPT1). Lineage: Eukaryota; Metazoa; Chordata; Mammalia; Carnivora; Felidae. Gene Ontology annotation, biological process: tRNA splicing, via endonucleolytic cleavage and ligation. The record is from RefSeq and is a predicted model, not a curated record. The transcript has 8 exons. Gene Ontology annotation, molecular function: tRNA 2'-phosphotransferase activity. The coding region runs from base 586 to 1287 and encodes 233 amino acids.